Bactrocera tryoni is the source of this 1410-nucleotide messenger RNA. Its product is annotated as peptidyl-prolyl cis-trans isomerase D-like. The transcript is spliced from 7 exons. Gene Ontology annotation, cellular component: intracellular membrane-bounded organelle. NCBI's taxonomy places the organism in Eukaryota, Metazoa, Arthropoda, Insecta, Diptera, Tephritidae. Gene Ontology annotation, biological process: protein peptidyl-prolyl isomerization. Gene Ontology annotation, molecular function: peptidyl-prolyl cis-trans isomerase activity; protein binding. The record is from RefSeq and is a predicted model, not a curated record. Bases 70 to 1383 code for a protein of 437 amino acids.
UAACAACAAUAAUCACAGGAAUAUAUAAAUAUUUCUUCUAAAAUUAUCAAAACCACCAAAACAAACACCAUGUCAUUCUCAGAUUCCGAUGAUUCCGACUCAAAUACAACCAAACUGACACAAGAGGAAAUCGAUGCAAAUCGGAAACUGGUUGAUCCCAACAUAAAAGUUGAUUUUCAAAGAGAUAUUAUCGGCCGUCACCAAUAUGAUCGUCAUCGGCGGAGUAUUUCCCGAUUUCCGGAUAUGACUGAAUUGCCGGAGCCGCAUCUCGCAACCAAUCCCAUAGUGUACUUCGACAUCACGGUCGGUCAAGAAUACGCUGGUCGCAUGAUUUUCGAGUUGCGCAAGGACAUCGUACCCUUGGCAGCGGAAAAUUUCCGCGCUCUCUGCACUGGUGAAAGGGGUGUCGGUAAACUCGGCAUGCCGCUACAUUAUAAAGGCACAAUAAUGCAUAAAAUAAUACGAACUUUCGGUUGUCAAGGUGGCGAUGUGGUCCGUAAUAAUGGCACUUGUGGCGAAAGCAUCUAUGGCCCAAUUUUUGAGACUGAAAAUUUUACACUCAAGCACGAGGAAGGCACCCUUAGUCUGACACAUUAUGGUAAACCCAACACAAAUAAUUCGCAAUUCGUGAUAACCUCUAAUCCCUGUUAUAAUCUCGAUGGCUUAAACGUGGCCUUCGGUCACGUAUUACGUGGCUUAAGCGUCGUCUAUAAUGAUAUGGAGCGUGUAGCCGAUAUCGAUGAUACGCCGAAAGAGCAAAUAUGCAUUCUGGAUUCCGGUCAAUUAAUGCCCGGUGAGGAUUGGGGUAUUGAGGAUAAUGACGAAACCGAGGAUUUUUUGCCGCAACAUCCAAGAGAUUGGGAUAAAAAAUAUAUAAUUUAUAGCAUCGACGAAAUGGUUAAGUUACUAACUGGCAUACGCUUAGCUGGUAAUUACUUUUACCGUCUGGAGAAGUUUUACGAUGCGCGUCGGAAGUAUCGAAAGGCCCAUCGCUAUUGCAAUUUUCUACGUUCGCGUGGCGAAUGGGAAGAAUAUCCACAACUGAAAUUACAAGAGGAGGAUUUCAAGCAACUAGAUGAGUUUAUGGUACUCAAUUAUAUAAAUAUGGCAGCUGUUGAACUGAAACUGAAAAAUCCCGUAUUCGCGCGGGAUGCAUGCACAGAGGCAAUAUUUCUGAAGAAGGACUGCAGUAAAGCAUACUAUCGCCGUGCGCAUGCGAAUGAGGGUUUAAAGGAUUACGAUGGCGCGUUGGAGGAUCUUGGUAUGGCCAGUCAGCUGAUGCCCGCGAAUAAACGCAUUAAAAACGAGCUAAAUCGGACGAAAAGAUUACAAAGAGCAUACAAUCUUGAAGAAGCGAAGAAAUAUAGCAAAUUAUUUAAAUAAACGUCCGAAAUGUGAUGUCUUGCAAUA